Messenger RNA from Emericellopsis cladophorae, 1497 nucleotides. RefSeq names its product Protein phosphatase 2C-like protein. The transcript has a single exon. Lineage: Eukaryota; Fungi; Ascomycota; Sordariomycetes; Hypocreales; Bionectriaceae. Gene Ontology annotation, biological process: protein dephosphorylation. The record is from RefSeq and is a predicted model, not a curated record. Gene Ontology annotation, molecular function: cation binding; protein serine/threonine phosphatase activity. Bases 1 to 1497 code for a protein of 498 amino acids.
AUGCCGAACCGAGACUUGACCGUCGUCCGUAUACCUCUCAGGCGUGCAAAGCAUCACUUCGGGUCAGCGACCGCGCGGGGCAGCAGACCGUACAACGAGGAUACCGAUCAAGCAGGCACCAUCGAUAUCCCCGCGUUCGCGAAACGGGCGCCGCAAAGUGUAAUAAGACAAAGGCCAGGAGAGGCCAAACCAGCCGAGAGUGCCCUAGGCGAUCCCCAAAUAUUCUACUUUGGAGUCUUUGACGGGCAUGGGGGGACUCAGUGCUCCCACUUUCUUCGAGACAAGCUGCACAACUACAUCGAGCAGGCUUCGAGCGAUUUUGGAUUGCAGAGCACCCUGCGAACGAAAUAUACUUCGAACAACGAGAAGCCCACCAAUCCAUUGUCCAAGAAAGAGGCCUUUGAGGCCUUGGUCAUGAAAGGUCCGGACGAUGUAAAAGCCGACAUGAAAGUGCCCCAGCGCAACGAGAAUGGUGCUGUUCAGUCUCCUGAUCGCACAGAACCGCUCAAAAGCGAUGAUGUAGCUUCCGCCAACGUCAAUGAUUCACAAAAGGCCCUGAGGCUCGAGCGCGAGUUGGUUGACGACUACAAAAGCACAGUCGGGGGCUACUUUCGACGAUUUAUCCCAGAAUACUUCGACUUAUCUGAGGAUACCCGGGGCUCGCCAUCAAUAUCAAUCGAGUCCGUCCUCGUGUACGCGUUUCUACGAGCAGAUCUUGAUUUUGUCGACGCCCAGGCUCGGAAGCCCGACCCAGACGACCCUCAUAUCAGCGACAGCCCUCUCAACAAAGAUGAGAUUCUGGGUCUCCCGCACUCGGCUCCAUCUGGCCACGAGUCCGGGGGUCACACACGGUUCCAGGGAGGGUCAACGGCAUCUGUUGCUCUGAUUUCCACGCCCACCCCGGCCCCUUUUUGGCACCCAAGCGCACAUUCGACCAUGCUUGUUGCGCAUGUGGGAGAUUCCCGCAUUCUACUUUGCGAGACGGCCACCGGCUUGGCCCAGCCUCUGACUUCGGAUCACCACCCUGGCUCUCCCAGUGAGAGCCGGCGUCUACGGCGUUACGCGCCGGCCGGUUCGAUGGUUUCUGGCGACAGUUUCGGAGAGGAGCGAAUCGCAGGCUUGGCAAAUAGCCGCGCCUUUGGUGACAUGCGUAGCAAGCGCAUUGGAGUAUCCGCCGAGCCAGAGAUGACGCGCGUUGAUAUGGGCCCGGCGCAGUAUUCGUUCCUUGUUCUCAUGAGCGAUGGUGUGUCCGGUACCCUGAGCGACCAGGAAGUCGUCGAUGUUGUCAAGGACGCUAAGACCCCCGUCGAGGGGGCUAGGAAAGUCGUUGACUACGCGACCGAAGUCUCGCAUGAUGGAGACAAUGCCACUUGCCAGGUCAUCCGCUUGGGGGGCUGGGAGCGGCGGUCCGAGGGUGGACUGGGCAGCAUGGGCACUAAGGAGAUUCGUGACAUUCGCAGAGCUGAGGCCCUCGACCCUAGAGGCCGAAAGCGAUAA